AUGCUUGUUUCUCUAACAGAAAUAAGUCUUUUUCUGUAUAUCAUUAUAUUUCACACUUUGGGAGAUAAAUUUGUUGUAGGUCAACGCGACCAGCAGCAAAAUGACUUCGAUCAAUCAGCAUUACAAGAUACUGAUGACUACAUUAUUGUUUUCAAGCCAACUAUCAACUCAAAACAUAUCAGCAAUCAGCUUCAACUAUUGAAGGCACACCAAGUAAUUAACAAUAAUGACGGGACGACUAACUAUACUUUGACCGCUUUAACCAAUGGAACGCUGAACAGCAAUUCUCCAUUUACUUCGACUCGAGACCAAAAAUAUGCCUACAAUUCUAUUGGAAAAUUUAGGUGGUACUCAGCAAAAUUUCACACACAAGCCAUCGAUCAACUGUUGAAUACUGGAUCAACAUACAUUAAUACCACUACCAAUAUUACUUUUAAUACGGAUAUUGAAAAUGCCAUUCAUUAUUGGGUGAAGGACGCUUCUUUUUCUUUGCAAGAGUUUAUACAGACUGACCCUCCAAGCUGGGGUCUAGAUAGAAUUGAUCAGCGUUUAGGAACAGAUGGGCAUUAUUCAUUUGCCAGCGGAAAGGGGAAAAAUGUUAAGAUAUAUUUGAUGGAUUCCGGUAUCAGAGAAGACCAUGAAGAUAUCAAAGGUCGAGUAACUAUUGGGAAGACAGUUGUUGGUGAUCCCAACAACCCAUCUGAUAGCAAUGGACAUGGUACAUUUGUUGCUGGUGUUUGCUGUGGCACGAAGUAUGGUGUCGCAAAAGAAGCAGAGAUAGUAUCUGUUAAAACGUUGGACGACGAAGGCAAUGGUCGUUUAUCUGAUUUAUUAAUUGGACUUCAAUGGAUUGUUGACCAACAUCUUGCCGAAUCAAAUGCAAAGAGUAUAGUAAACUUGUCGCUAGGUUCUUAUUAUAGCCAAGCAACUAAUGAUGCUAUCGAAGAAGCUAUUUCACUUGGAAUACAUUUCUCAAUUGCAGCUGGCAAUUAUGGCGAGGAUGCUUGUCGAUAUUCUCCUGGCAGUGCUCCUGGUGCCAUUACAGUUGGAGCAAUCGAUGAGGACGAUUCGGUUUCCUUUUAUUCUAACUUUGGCAAAUGUGUCGACAUCUUUGCACCAGGUACUAAUAUCAAUUCUAUAUGGUCAGCUUCCACAACUGCAACUCGUACAUUAACUGGAACGUCUAUGGCAGCACCACACGUUGCUGGAGCAAUGGCUAUUUUCUUAUCUGAAGCAAAUUAUACGCCUAUUCAAUUAGCAAACUACAUCAAACGCGUAUCUUCUUUGAUAACAGAAGAUUUUACUGUAAACAACACGGAUACUUUUUAUAACGAAAACAAAACCGUCAUAGAUAAUGCUAUCGAUAUAGGCUAUAAAGUGAGGGGGCAACAAGAUAAAAAGACCAGAGUCAACAUACUAUUUACACAUCCUAAUGAUAGUCAACCAUUUUGGAUUUACGGACAGACAUUGAGCGACGCAGUAUUUACUACACCCUUACUAUCUAGAAUUACAUUUUUGCACGUAUUGAUACCCCUUUCAAUUUUGACGUUUUAUUUUAUGUAAAACGAAACAUACAAAGAUAACAUUUUCCUAUUUCAUUCAGUAAACAAUACAGUUUACUGUUGUUUCUCCAAGGUUAGUUGAAGCAAAUAGAAACAGUCUUACACUAUUUUACCCAAUAAACACUAAAAAUACGUAGCUGUCAUUAUAAUCAAAUGCAUGCGUAUCUUUUUCUAAAAUAUGUAACCUACAUACUCAUUGUAGUUUAUUGUUGAAUAUA
Messenger RNA from Mycotypha africana, 1780 nucleotides. Its product is annotated as peptidase S8/S53 domain-containing protein. Gene Ontology annotation, biological process: proteolysis. Gene Ontology annotation, molecular function: serine-type endopeptidase activity. The coding region runs from base 1 to 1563 and encodes 520 amino acids. Lineage: Eukaryota; Fungi; Mucoromycota; Mucoromycetes; Mucorales; Mycotyphaceae. The transcript is spliced from 8 exons. The record is from RefSeq and is a predicted model, not a curated record.